Aureobasidium subglaciale EXF-2481 is the source of this 1345-nucleotide messenger RNA. RefSeq lists its product as uncharacterized. The record is from RefSeq and is a predicted model, not a curated record. The transcript is spliced from 2 exons. Lineage: Eukaryota; Fungi; Ascomycota; Dothideomycetes; Dothideales; Saccotheciaceae. The coding region runs from base 31 to 855 and encodes 274 amino acids.
CGUGAAAGCUGGCAGAUGGAACGAGAUAGGAUGCACCGUCGUGUGGCCGCCCUCGAAUCCCUACUCAAGUCUCCCAAUGGCCAGAGUCCUGCAAUGUCACCUCAAAAUGGCGUCAAGCCUUCCACGUCCCAACUACCCAGCAUAGCUGAAGUCGACUCAUCCCGCUUGUCUCCGGAACUACCUCGAAUCAAGAGAAACGCUGCCCCAGUACACAUCGACUUACCCUCCUUAACAGAUGCUUCCGUCUUCGACAGCGACGCCUCCUUGACCGACGUUCUGCAAGGUGAUCUACCUGCCUCUCCCCCUGUUACACGUAACAUCUUGAGUCCUCCGCCACCUGCCAACAGAAGACAUGCCGGUCAUACUCCUCUCAAGGCUCCGAGACCUGGCGACUUUAGCCCGGCCCUAAGCACCCGCUCCGACAAGACUACCGACACACCGACACGCACAAACACGCACAUGAACGAAGUCAUGUCCCAGGACGAUGGUGUCGAUGAAGAUCGCCCUCUGAAAGGACCCCUGCACAUGCCUUCGCUGCCUUGCAAUCCGGGCGCCGAGAACUUCACUAUGGACAUGCUGAAUGCGAAACUCAAAGACAUAUCUGAGCAUCCAGAAGAAAACCAACCCAUAGUAUGCAAAACCCCCGACUUGGCUUUCGAAGAGGAGACUCUGCCUUCACCUGUCCUCGACGAGAAGAUCGAUUCCGCGAGUAGCGGGGCCAAGGAUAAGUCCGAACCGAACAGCAGAGAAAGCAAGGACAAGGAUGCUGUAGACAAUGAAGGCAUCCGCCUUCGCACGAAGCCAAGUUCAAACUUUGGCGCACCCCUUGGUUCAAUGGGUGGAUGGAGACGUUAGGACGACUCCCUGUUUUGAGUAGCAUGGCUGGUUCCAUGUCCUGACUCACGAGUCCUGAUCAUUAUUUUACCGACAAUUUGUUGGAUCCAUUGGGAUAUUCAUUAGAAGGUUCUUUCUUGCAUAGAAAUCGGAGACUCGAAAAAAAGAGAUGGCGUUUUUUCUGUUUCGGCUUUCAAUUCACUGUUUCUGGAAGGAUUCUGCACUGAUACCCCCCUUAUCACCUCUCAUCACGCAAAGAAAAGAAUAUGGCCUUCAAAGGCAGAAAAUUCAGAUGACUAGAUAUGUCUAGGAGAGGAAUGCAAGAAAACACUUGUUCGGGUCUCGCGGCCCUGUUCUGUUUCCCAUCCCUUGCCUGAUAGGGCUUCUGUCUUUCUUAUCUUCACGCGACCGGAUCGACUUUCGCACGCGGAAAGGCGCAAAUGACGUCUCUUCAACAUUCCUGAGCAGAGACACUGUGAAACAAACGCCACCUGUGAUGGCCAUGGUCGCG